AUGGCCAACGGGAGCCUUGAAGACCGACUUCACAACCACCAGUGUGGUGGUUUGAGUUUAGGCGCAGUGAUCUGCAUAUCAGUUGACAUUGCUUGUGCUCUUGAAUACCUACAUAACCAGUGCAUCCCACCGGUUGUUCACUGCGACCUAAAACCAAGCAACAUACUUUUCGACAAUGAUGAUACUGCACGUGUCUGCGACUUUGGUCUGGCAAAGCUAAUUCAUGGGUGUUCAUCUGGAGGGCAGAGCGACACAACAAGCAUAGUUGGACCAAGGGGAUCUAUUGGGUACAUACCUCCUGAGUAUGGCAUGGGCAGUGAAAUCUCAACCGAGGGUGACGUCUACAGCUAUGGCAUUGUUCUUUUGGAAAUGCUUACACGGAAACGGCCUACCAAUGAAGAGUUUAGUGAUGGCUUGACGCUCCACAAGUAUGCAGAUGCAUCACUUUCACUUUCACGAACCCAAGACAUUCUUCACCCCAGUCUUACUUUAGAGACGGGAGAUCAGUGUGUCGGUCAUAUCCCAAACUUGCAAGAGCACAACACAUUUGCACUAAAGGAUAUGUGUACUCUCCGGCUCCUUAGACUUGGCUUAUUAUGCUCCGCGAAAUCCCCGAAGGAUCGCCCAGGGAUGCAUGAUGUCUACGGUGAAGUAACUGAAGUAAAAGAGGCAUUUUUCUCUAUUGACAACUGA
Messenger RNA from Triticum turgidum subsp. durum (durum wheat), 693 nucleotides. The record is from the annotation of a GenBank genome assembly. Lineage: Eukaryota; Viridiplantae; Streptophyta; Magnoliopsida; Poales; Poaceae.